Cotesia congregata is the source of this 1077-nucleotide messenger RNA. NCBI's taxonomy places the organism in Eukaryota, Metazoa, Arthropoda, Insecta, Hymenoptera, Braconidae. The record is from the annotation of a GenBank genome assembly.
AUGGGUCGCACUAAUGUAUAUACGGCCCAAAAAUUUUUUUCUAUCAUAAUUAUGGUAGUAAAUAUAUUUUCAGUUACAUCAAAACUGAAAGAAUUGAAAAACGAAGAUCCACAAUCUUCAUGGACUGGAGAUAUGUUUGCUGAUUUUAACAACAAAUACGCGGUUCUAAUUGAAAAGGAAUUUUCGUUAUCUGAUUAUUUCAAAAAGGAAAGUCUUGAAAAUCUGACAAAUUUUUUGCGCAAGAACAAUUAUUGCCCAGGAAACAUCCACAGUUGUUCGUUAAAAACAUCAUCAAGUGGCCAAUUCCAAAUUUUUAAUAAUAGAUAUUUUUGUUUGUGCAAUCAUACUUAUGACAGUGAUAUCGAUACAGAUGAAAGUGCAUUGAGUGAUUUACACCGUGCCGUUUUUAACUAUCCUCCAUCUAGAUUACUUGACUCUUUUUGCGUCGAUACCAUUGAGCUAGAAGACAGUUAUGUUGUUACUGGAGUGAGAUUCAAAAGGUAUGAUAAUAAAAUCCAUCUUGAAGUGCAAAAGGCGAAGUUAUCUAAUGGGCGAAUCAUUUCGGAUUCCAUCAAAUGGCACAAUCAAGGAAAAUGUGUUAAUUCAACAAAAAUAUUUACAAGAAACAGCAAUUUUAUCUACGAUGGUUUUAAAAUUGUACUGAAUGAUUUUAUUCUACCAGAUAAUUAUGUUGUUACAGGUGUAAAAUUUGGAGAACAAGUAAUUGGUCGGUACCUCAGCGAUAAUCACAAUCUCCAUAGAACAAAACCUCCAAUUAUCCAAAAAAUAGAAUGUAAAGGAACCAAUAAUAUUCUUCAAAACUUAGAGAAAAUCCGGCCAUCAACGUCAUUAGUAGGAAACAACACCAUACUCAGCCGUUCGUGCCAAGAGCAUUUUGUCUUCACUACAACUUCUUUUGAUUUUGACUAUCAGCAGCACAUUGUUCCAUACGUAGAUUUACGUGAAGUAAUUACUAGUCCACCUGAAGCUAUCCAUGGAAUCGGUUGGUAUUAUCGUGGCGCUCCGGGAUAUGGAGGGUUCCUGGGAUUGAAAAUCUUCGUCAAUAGAUACUAUUAA